AUUUCUGUUGUGAGAAGAGGCGCUUCUUUGUAGUUGCUUCGUUGAACUCUGGUAGUUCUAUAUUAUUGCGCAUUCCGAAUCUGUGGUUUUGAACAGUUAGAAUUUACAGACUACUCUAACUAACAUCAUUUAUGUUCGUUAUCAACAUAGAUUUGUUAAGGUCGUGAUAUAGCAUUGUCAUCAUGAAACAAGUUUGUAAAAGUAAAAAAAUCCAAUUACCAAUAAAACUUCUUGAUGCCAGUGUGGUCGUAAUGAUGAAAAUAUUUUUUCGGAACUAUGUGCCAGUGUUGGAUUUGUACACCCACAUUGAUAAAAAUUUGUUAUCGGAAAUAAGACGAGGCUUCGUAGUGAUGCACGCCACAUCUCGCCAUUUUAUAUUCUGAGAAUUUACUGCUACUUAUUCAAAAUACUCUAAUGUAUAUACUGCAAGGUGUGCAUAUACUGCAAUAUAUUUACUGCAAAGUGCAUGGGCUUCCUUCCCAAGUGACAAAGACAGGACAAGGAUAUGGAUGCCAUUUGCUGCAACAUGGAAAGUUCCCUGGAUUGCCUACCAAAAAAAGGAAGAAUUAUCAAAACCGUUUAGUGAAUACAAAACGUUAAAUGUUUUGAGUUUCAGGCCUUACACCAUAGUAGGUGAAAGUAAAAUUCAAAAAGAAAGUAGGUACAACAUGGAAUCGAGUACAAAAAAGAAACUGGUACAUGUGCUGCCUCACAGGAAACAAGCUCCUAGGAAGCGCACAUCUUCUUUAAGUUAUGAAGAAAGACAAUCUACACCUAGUAAAGAAACAAAUUGUAGUCUUUUUACAUUUCCUGUUCAACCUCAGAAUCCUAAUCGUCCAUUAUCAGAAACUAAAAGUUAUAUAACUGAAUCUGAUUCAGACAGUUAUUCAGACACCAAUACUUCCCAGUAUCAUGAUUUAUCAUCAUUACACACUUGUGUACAUCCACGAUUGAGGUGCCAGGGAUACCAGAGUGAGGGUAGCCCUGUUCCAUUGCAUGCUGUUCCUCGUCUGCUACCUCCUAUUGGUGUUUUCUGGGACAUUGAAAAUUGUCAAGUACCAAAAGGAAGAUCUGCUGUGGCAGUGGCCCAAGUAAUUCGCAAGAGAUUUUUCACAGGAUUCAGAGAAGCUGAAUUUUUGGUAGUUUGUGAUGUCAAGAAAGAAAGUAAUCAGAUUUUGCAGGAAUUAAAUGAUGCUCAGGUUAAUCUCAUUCAUGUGGCAUCAAUGUGUAAGAAUGCUGCUGAUGAAAAGUUACGUCAGUCCAUGCGCCGUUUUGCAGAUAUUCAUGGGAGCCCUGCGUCAAUCAUACUUAUAUCAGGGGACAUAAAUUUUGCUGCUGACAUCACUGAUCUGAGGCACAGAAAGAAAAUUAAUGUUAUCUUGCUUCAUAUGGAGAACGCCUCUGAAAAUCUCAUUCUAUGUGCCAGUGAACACUACAGUUUCUCAGAGCUAGUUGAGGCAUUGCCUCCAAGAGGUGCCAUUAAGCAAUCUAACCAGCCAGUUGAAGUCAUCGUGUACAAUUUACCUGCCGAGAAAGACAGCAACAGUGUGAAAUCACGGCUACGGCAGCUGUCGGACAACUGUGGAGGUCGUGUUACAGCCCUGAAACAGACAUGUGCCACUAUCCGCUUCACUUCUUUUGAUGUGGCUAACAGGGCUCAAAAGCGAAUGGAUGGGGAAGAUGUAUUUGGUCAUAAAAUUCAAGUGAGCGUCCCUGUAAGAGUAAUUGAAAAAGAAGGAUCACCUCAGAAAUUCAAUGGAAACUCAGCAGGGAAAAAAUUCCAAAUGAACGGAGCAAGAGAGAUUAGUGGUGUACGAUCUGAUAAUGGAGUUUCCACUUCCUCUGGCUUGUAUCGUUGUAUUCCAGCAGCUUUUAAUUUUUUAAAUCAGCAUCCUUGUGUGGAGAACUGGAGUGUUUAUGGAAGUACCUCAACAUCUGUUAAUGUAGCACAAGAAUACUAUACUGGCUUAUGUUCUGGUUUUCAUGUUCCUGUAGAUGCUGCCCCUCAUGCUCAGACUUUCUCGGCAUAUGGAACACAGAAUCCUCCUUGUUUCUUAUCCAGGAACUCUCCUGCAGAAAUGAUAAAUGUUCCUUGUGGUUUUGUUGAUAAAGCUCCAAGAGUUUUACGCAAGAUAAGAGGUACACACAAAGGUGUAUUGUUGGAACAAGAACCUACGGAAAUGGAAGAAAAUCAACCUGCAUUUAACUCUGGAGUUAGUAGACUGCAAACUGCAAGACCAUUAGUGAAGACUGGUCCUUCAGAUGCUUCCUCUCAAAAGAAUACUCCUAAUAGUAGGGAUCCUUCCCCAUUAAUGCCACUUGGUACAAGCAAUAUCAUAAAUCCAAGUUCUGGUAAAGGAUGGGGUGCUGUUUCUAGUCGCACUCCAACCCCUGCAUUACAGCAAUAUGAUGGUGAUUUAGAUGAACCAGAGCAUUUUUUUCAUCCUAUUAAUUCAUCUGAUCUUUCAAACAUUAAUGGGUCCAAUUCUAAUGAAUCAGUUGAACUACAUGUAAGCAACUUGGAUCAAAAAUUUGGUGCAAGAGAAAUGAAGAAAAUACUCCUGAAUGCUUUCAGAGAGCAUGUGAUGGUAUUGAGUUUGCUAGUCCUUGUUCAACAAGAUGGUUCACUUAAUGCUCGUGUUAGGUUGGCUUCACAGCAGGAUGCACAGUAUGCAAUUUAUAAAUUACAGCGACACAAAAUAGGGCACAAGAGAAUUAGAAUAUCUCAUGGAUCUAUCACAAGACCAAGUCCUCAAUUAAUCAGAUCGCAAGUAAUUAGUCUUCUCCAAGAAGUACCGAAUCAUAGACUUCCUUUGUUCAAAUUCUGUGAACUUUACGAGAGUCGUUUUUUAUGCUCUAUUAGCAUAUCUGAUAUUUACAAGGUGAAAGAAUGUGAAGUCCUUGAUGGUCCCAGAGGACGUAUAGUUUCUCUGCUAGUAGAGACUAGGAAUUCUCCGUCUCCUCAGCUGCAAGUUUUUCAGGAAAUGGAAGAACUGGAACCACCUUUCUGUCCCUUUCAUGGCCAGGAGAUUCAACCCAAUAAGGGAUGGGCUGAGCAAGAAGUUUCAACAUUACCCUCGGUGAACAUAAGUCUCAAAUUGCUGUCUGUUCGGAUUCAUGCGUUGUUGCAAACUCACAAUGGUAACAUCCAUUUGAACAGCCUUCCCCAGUGCUACGAGGCCCAGUUUGAGCCCUUUGAGGAAGAUAGAGAAGGAGUAGCAUUGGAACAUUUAGUAAGUUGUCUUCCUGGAAUUCAAAUCUUCAAAAGUCCAGCUAGCAUCAAGUAUAUAAGAUGGUCAAAGACUGCAUCAGUAUGUAGCAGUAAUAGCAAAACUGAUGAAGAAACUGGUACAUCAAAUACAUCACUAGCUGGGAAACUCUCUGUGUUUAGUAGAGAAAUUGUAGAGCUUUUGAAGACUUCUCCUCGUUGUCAAAUAUUAUUUGAUAAAUUUAUUCCAGCUUAUCACCAUCACUUUGGAAGACAGUGUAGAGUUGCUGAUUAUGGAUUUACCAAACUCAUUGAACUAUUGGAGUCUCUCCCACAAACAAUUCAGGUCUUAGGAGAAGGGAACAAACGUACAGUCACCCUCAGCCAUCGUUUGCAGCUGAGACGUUUUAUGGGAGACCUUGUAAAAGUACUUCGUAAUCAAGUGAACAAACAAAUAUUGCUCUCGGAACUACCUGCUGCAUUUGAGUGUGUUUUCAAUAAGCCACUAAUUGUGAAUAAUUAUGGUGUGUGUGAUGUCAUGGAUCUGCUCUCUAAUUUUCCUGAUGCAUCAAUUGUGGUGUCUCCUGUUAAUGAACCACAAGAUGAUAUGCUCAUUGCAAUUCCAAAACGUGAACAAACUCCUGAAGAAAUUGAGAAAACAAAACAGUUCGCAGCAGAGGUGAUUACACUUCUAAGACAUGUUCCUAACUGCACCAUGAGGUUCAAUAAGUUUAUACCAGCUCACCAUAUACAUUUUGGUUGGCAAUGUAGGGUUGCUGAUUAUGGAUUCUCUAAGCUUAUUGAACUCUUUGAAGCUGUUCCAGAUAUUGUUCAGAUCAUAAAUAUAGAUGGAGAACGUUGGGUAAAACUCACAAAAGAAGAACAUUUGAAAGUUUUGUCUGAUCAAAUUGCUUCUCUAUUGCAAGGAGCUCCUCAGUGCACAUUGAGUAUUGCUGCCCUAAAAAAUAGUUUUCGUGAUCAGUUUGGCUACUCCUUACAUCCACAAAGUUUCAAUUGUGAAACAAUAGAAGAGCUUUUGUCUUUAUUACCUCAAACACUUAAGGUAGCAGAAAUUGAUGGAAAACAGAAUGUGACUUUGAUUACUACUGACCUGCAACAAUUCAUCAAAGAUAUUCAACAGUUGGUUGUUGAAUCGGGUGGCAAUUUGCCGCUUGCUUCUGUUGAGUCAAAAUACUUGAAAAAAUAUGGGCGACCUUGUCAUCCCUCUCAGUUUGGUUAUCCUAGUUUAGGAGCCUUACUACAAAACUUACAUGAUGCUGUACGUCUGAGAGGCCGUGGAACUCGACGCUCUGUUGUGUUAGUAGAAACUACUCAAUUUGCUGCUGCCGCUGCGGCCACCACUGCCCUUGCCCCUGCUGCUUCUACUGCUGUUUCUGAAGCAUCAUUUGGUGCUUGUUCAGCUCGACCAUCAGUUACUUCAAAUGCUCCUAAUUAUUCAUCAAUUAAUACUACUGUAACAUUUCCGGAUCUUCAAGCUGAUUCAUCUUCUACUAUCGAAGGUUCUAAGGCUCUAUCUUCAGAGAAAAGUAGUGCAUCUGAAGCCCUUUCAGAUCUUGGUACCAUGAAUGAAUUUGAUCCUGUAGGACACCCAAAGCAAAGCACUCCUGGGAAGGGUCCGUGGAGUCAGCGGAUAUUCCCUCAACUAAAAGAAACUGAUUCACCUGCAGCAAUGUUGUCUCCCUCAAGUAAUUUGCUACCUGCCUUCUCAUCUCAAAGAAAUUCUUCCAAAUUAGUGAUGAGUCCUUUGCCUCCUUUAUAUUCAUAUCCACCUUUCCUACCUGGACAUGUUGCCUCCCCAGAACCAAGCACUUUACCUCUCCCCCAGUUGAGCUUGGCAGCACCAUUACUUGUGCCUCAAGAAGCACAGCAGACUUCAUCACUGAAUGAAAGCAGCAGUAGUAGUACUCCAAAUAGGACUAAAGUGAAGAGGCGUCUUGCUGCUCAGUUCCAAACACCACUGGAUUUGCCUUAAAUCUUGCCUCUUCUCAUCCCUGGGCUAUCUGGUUGGAGACUGUUACCAUUUAUUUCUUGCAUUGGAUAUAAUCCAUAAAUCAUUACACAGCAUUCCUGUCUGUACCUAAUAUAUUCUUUGCAGUAUCAAAUUAUUUAUUGUAAUGUGGAUGCAAUGUUAAAAUUUCUUUGCAAAUUCACAUAUUACAUGCCUUUAAUUUUUUGUCCAUAUAAUUUUCAUACUUUUGGUACAUACAUUUUGGUACUAUAUGUGUAGAUAAUAUUGGCAGGUCAAAUCUUCAAUUAAGUUUUAAUUUUUUCUUUUUUUUUUACUUCAAGGUGUAUAACAUUGUGUGGUGUGAAUUGGUAUAUGAAAUGUUAAUAAGCAGCACUGCAAUAAGUUUAAAAAGAUUGAGGCAUUAAUUUUGGAAUGCUCUGAACGUAAUGAUUCAAGGGUUAUAACCAAAUAAAUGUUUUAAAAUAUAUAUAUGUAUAUACAAGAUGUAUUUUGUACAAAACAAAUACUUUGAAUUUAUUUUGCUACAAUGUGUACCAUAGUAUAUUUUUAAUGUAAGUGAAAGGAUAAUUGGAAUACUGCACGAGUUGUUCAAUAUUAUCUUUUUAAGAAAUGGGUGUGCAAGAUGGUGAUGCUUUUUAAAAGGUCAUUUGAGGGUAAGGAGUGUGCAUGCAGCAUAUGAAUCUGUUCCUGAGUAAAUUUUAAUGGUCAGAUUAGUAAUAAAUUGCCAUGAAACUAUAAACUACCUAAGCAUGUAUGGCAUUUGUGGCUCUAAUGAAACUAUUUAUUAUUUUUAAUUUUAUAUGGAUUAUGAAUUAAGCAAAUUGCAAUAUUAUUUGUGAAAAUACGCAAGUUUGUUCAAGAAGUAAUUUAUUUGGUAUGAAUCUUCUAAUUUUAUAUAGUAUGAAAGGAUGAUGACUGGUAUGUUUUCAGUGUCUUUCGCAAAUGCUGAAACUUUCAUAGCUUUCUAUUUUUAUUUUAGUUAUUUUCUUCUUUCUCAUGAAGCACAAGAUAUGUAUUGAUUAGAUUAUUAGAAAAUUCUCAAUCAAUUGAACUAGGAGAAUCAUUGUUCUGAUAAAGAGGAACAGUUGCUCAGCAGCUAGUUUGGGUUGUAAUAAACCAAAAACAUUUGUUAUGAAUUUUCAGUUUUCUUGAAAGGGUCAAGAAAAUGGUUCAGUGACAGAAUUUCUGUUUCAAAACUUCAAAAAAAUCCUUUACUUUAUAUUAUGUUUAAAUUAACUGAGGUAUUUUACUUUCAUUUGAUCUUUCAUGGAAAUUCUGAAAACUUAAUGCUAAAUGCACAUUAGGAAACGGGAGGUUGUCGAAUCCUGCCGCUUGGUCAACAUAUUGCUUGGUGUGUGGAAACAUUGAUUAUGAAUUGAAUAAUGUGCAGUAUUUAAAAAUGCAUUUCAGACAUUUGCACUGAAAAAAAAAUCUCGUAUUUUGAAUAAGUGAUUUUUGUCACUGGUGCCUGUGCUUGAAGAUCAUAUAGAUGUGAUAUUUUUUUACAUAAAUACUUCAGAUAUUUUAAUGGUAAGAGACCUUUGUGUUCUAAUUGUUAAAAGUAGCAAUCUUAGGGCGUGGAAGAUCAUACUGUGAAUGUUGAGGUUUUGAAGUAACAUUCGAUUUUUCAGAUUUAUUUUCAUUACAUUCUCAAAGGCUCAAUGUUAAUUACUGAAUUCAAGAAAUUGGUAUUCGGUCUUUUAGUUCAACGGAAAUGUUACACGAACUGUAUUAAGCAAAAUUGGAAUUUGACAAUAUAUCUGAUCUGUAAAGGAUUUUCUUUCUUUUUGUGACAAGUAGUUCUUAAAAAGUAUUUGUCCUUAAAAGUGAGCUGUUUAGUUGUGUGCAGGAAAACCAUUGUAAAAAGUUGGUGUUAAAAAUUUUAUAAUUGCAUUUCAUGUAUCAAAAUUCAGGCAGGGGAUACUUGCUUGUCAUUGCACCUUAUUGAAUGUGCAAAUGUAAUGUAAUGAAACAUAAAUCUACUUUCUGGUGUGAGGAAAAGAAACUUGCAUAUGAUUUUCCACACAAUUACUGCUUUGCUCACAAUAGAAUGUUCAAGUUUCAAUAAACGUAAUGAUUUCCCGACAAAUACUGAAACAAAUAAAGUUAAAUGAAGUUAUAUAAUUGUAUGAAAGAGAACUUCAUCCUUCGUAUUGUUGCAUUUUAAUUAAUAACUCAUACUUGCCAAGCGAGUAUAAUGUUGUGAACAAAAUAGUGAUAUUUUUAACAGUAUUUUUGCACAGUAUCUUUAUUUAUAAGCACUAAACUGUAGUUAACUUUGCCACUGCCUGGUUCAAUUUUAGCAAUCAGAUGUGUAGAGAACUGUGAUGUAAAAUUUUAAGAGUUACAUGUGAAUUUUUAAAAUAAAUGUUAGGUACAUGUUAAUUGUUAGCUCUUGCAAUAAACAAAUAGCAAUGAUAGAUAUUGGGGGGGGGGAGGGGUGGGGGAAUUGUGCAAACUAGUCACUCUAGCAUUUGUGUGAAAGUGUGUGCAUUCGCACAUGCAUGUGUGUGUUAGUGUGUGAAGGGGUUUAUGCUCUAUGCGAAUUUUACUAGUUUUUACUGUUGUGGCCAUGAAGAGAUAUGCUAGUAGCAUUUUAAAGAAGUUCUCUUUGGUGCUCAAAAAGUUUAAGUAGCUAUUGUGAUAUUUUUAUAUACUAUUAAAGCUAUUUUAAUGAGUCUCUUUUUUUUACCUUCUCAGCCAAUAGAAAGAUGUGGAUUGAUGUUCACUAAAUGUUACGGAACAAAUCUUUCAGUAUUGCAAUAUACCAAUGUAUUCUACAUUUUUUUAUUUGUUGAAUUGUUGUAAUUUUUCUUCCUUUGUAAUGAAAUUUGCAGUAUGUAGUCCAAAGGUGUCAAAUAACUUUUACAGAAGACUUCUGGUAAACUUGAUAACUUUACUGUUUCAAAUCUAAAUAGUAAGAUUACAAGCAAUUGCUGCUCCUGAAAGUUUUUACAUAUAUCAUUGUCCUUGUUAUUCUUACCCAUUUAUAUUUUCCCCUUCUAUAAUAUCUAAUCUUGUUGAUAAUUUUUCAGAAUUCAACCAUAAAUUCUUUCAUAAACUGGAAGAUUCCAGUAAUGUUAAUUGACACCUCUGGAAGUAAAAAAUAAAAUUCUAGCUAAGACAUUAAUGGAAGCAGUUUCACAUUCUUCCUUUAUCCCAAUCUGAUGAUCUCAUGAGUAAUUAUUUUUCAUAAUAGAUAACAAAUCUAAUUAGUUUUUUAUGAAAUUACAUAAUUCAUAUUAUACUACUCACAAUUUAACAUUUUUAUCUCUUCUACAAUUUUAUAAACAGGAAUCAGCACUGGAAAAAUGCAGUGCACUAUUUCAUUCUUCUUAAAUUUUUAUGAAGUUAGUCAAGAGGUCAACAGUGAAGUAAUAUACUUUAUUGUGUAAUGGUAAAUAUGGAUGUUAUUUAAAAAAGUAAGAAAUCUGUUUAAUUAAUCUUCAGAAAUGUCAAAUAUUUGUACCUUAGCCUUACAAAUCGUACGAUUUAAGUCGGUGUGUUUAAGCUAUACAUACAAAUUAUUUGCUCAAUUAGAUCAGUAUUAAUGGAGAUGAGCCUGCCUUCUCUAGAAAACUACUUGUUUUUGCGAAUCUUCACAUAAUUGUCAAUUGUCUUACCAAACUUAACGAACACAGGUUUAGCAUUUUCUCUAGAAUUAUCAAUGUAUGUUUCAUGAAACAAUCACUGCCAAUUCAAAGUAGCAGUUGGGAAGAGUCUAGUAUCUUGAAUCUUGCAGAGAACAAUAAAUCUUCAUUGAAUUGUCAAGUGUGUCAAAUUUUAUACCUUAAUACCUAUCAUGUGGUUUGAAAAAUUUUCAGUGACCAGAUUUCUUGUAAAAAUGGGCUGUAAGUAUUGUUAUGUCAAAGUACUUUAGUACAAUAACCAGGAAUAUCCCCAAUGUGAAGUUUGUCAAUAAUGCCUUUUAUAACCCAAAAUCUGAGGUUUCUGAAGAGAAGUUCAAAACAUUUUAGGUUUGCGAAGAGAAGAUUGGCUUGGAAGACAAAGCCUUGCUACAGAAUUGGUUUUUGCCACAUUCCAAUUAAAAGAACUUGAAUUGUAAGCAUUAAAAUAAUUCAAAGAGCAGUAUUUCAAAUCUAAUUUGCCUCAAACAAAUUAUUUAAUUUUUGUAAUACAAUCUUGGUUUCUCCAAAUGCAUAUGUUGAGGUUACAUUCAACUGUCCACUUAAUAAUCACAAAUAAGGAAUUUAUAAGCCCAACAACAGAAAUACUGUUUCUGACCUGAAGUGGCAUUUCCAGUUACUCCAAAUUUUAUAAUUCAAGAAUUGAAACAUCAAACAUGUAACAUAAGGUUCUAAAACUUUAACAUAUCUAAAUGUCUUGAAAUAUUAAAUGCAACCUACAAGCUGACCAUAAACAUGCCUUGCCAUAAAGAAAAAAAUGGUGGGUAAAUAAUUUACAAAGCUUCUGCAAGUUCUGUGUUGUUGAAAUUUAUAGUUGGUGUCUGAAAGACUUUUUGCCCAAAGAUUCUGAAGGAAUAAAUGACUUGCUAAAUAAUCUUGUAGGUUGUAUCAACAAGGGAUCUUUCCUGGAUACAUGCAGUAGUCAAAUUAUAAAAUCUUUCAAACUUGCCUCAUAACCAAAAAAAACAUUUUUUGGAAGAUAUAUGGUUGUAUGUGACGUUAAUCUGAUAAAUAUUUUCAGGGGUGGUGCUGCCUAAAGCACAGACCAUCAAGGUGCACAAUUCUGUCUGUUAAUUUAAAACAUUUUAUUAUUUUUUUGUUUUUGUGGUAGUGUUUGAGGGUGAUUAAUAUUCAGAAUUAUUUAAUGAAUGCAUUAAUUUUUAUUGCAAUAACUUGGGAUUAUGUUAUGUCUGCCCAAAAUUUCAAGGAUUUUUCUUGGAAUAAAUAAUUAAACCUUUCUCAUUCAAAAAAAUAAACUAUUUUGCUAGAAAACAAAUAAAUUGUGAAUCUCUAUACCUUUAAUAAAUGUUGUAUUUUAAUUACAAAACAUUUUUUAUUGAAUAUUUAUCAAUGUACCACUUAAUUAUAAUAAAAUUAUUCUGAAACAAUUGAUGACUAGCAACCAUAGGCCAUUAUCCAGCAAUUUAUUUAAUUUGACAAAUAAUGUACCAGAAACAAAGUGAUGAAUUUGUUUAGUGUAACCGUAUCAAUUGGGCAAAUUUUCAAAAUUAGUUUUUUAUAAACUGACUUCACAAACUAACUUUAAUUGGUGUUAAUACACUUUACUCAUUCUUAUUGAGAAUAUAUUGUCUCUAAAAUUAGUAGGUAUAAUGAAAUGACAAUUAAUUAUAACAUAACAAGAAUAGAUUUUAUAACAGCACACUCAUAAGGUAUCCCAUUCUUUCAGAAAACACUUACUUACAAUAAAUUUUUUAAUGAACAUUUCUCAGUUUAAAAGGCUGGUUUCGAACCAUUAAGGAAUCAAAAAAUUAGAUUCCAUAAUUUUUUUAAUUCAAAUAUUGUCAAGCAGAAACACAAAAAUAGCCCUCUUUCGACAUAACUUCACCAAAAUUCAUUGUAUGCUCAUCUCUGACUGCAGAAAAUUAAUAGAGGCGAACAAUCUAUCUGACGUUAGCAAAGUCAGAUUGAGUUAGUAGUUCAUGUGUUAAUUGAUAAAAUAAAAUGUCACUAAUCAUGUUCUGUAAUUUUUGUUAUAGCAUAUUUGGAAUGAAAAAAGUAGAAAGAUUUCCUUAAAUUCCUCUAAAAUGUUUUCAUUUCUCCGAGAAUGUAUUAAAUUAUAGUUGUUGGUGUUGUAAAUGAUUCCUGAAAAUUUUCAUUUUAAACAUGACUUUAGUCGUUUGCCUUAUGUGAAUACAUGUAAUAUUGAUCUCUUCUAACUGCAGUAAUCAAAUAAUUCCAAAUUGUGUAAUAACUAAAGUUUUCCUUUAUUUUUACAGCAAAAGUAAUGAUUUUAAAUUUUUUGCAUUUCAUGUGAAAAAUUAAUACUGAAUGAUUUAAUUGUUACAUAUCAAUUGAUUAUUUUUUAAUAAGCUUCCAUCUCUAGCAUACAAUGGUAGGAGGAAGAGGGUCCUCAAGAAUCAGAAAGGAAAACCACUGCUUAUCCUCCCUUCUUGUCUGAGGUCAUCCUACAGAACAAUGUUCUUUGGAGUGAUAUUAUACAACUUCUUAGGUUAUCUUCUUAUGAUGCAUCCUCUGCGUGGUUUUCUUUACUCCCUUAUUUUUAUAAUUUAAAAUAAAUAUCCCAUGAAUUUCUUGUAUCUUUCUUAUUUUUCCUUCUCAAGAAAAGACCAACAUAGACUUCAAAAACAAUUUCAGAAAUGUGAAUUGCUGUGGCACUUGGCAUUGUAUUUUACUUCAAUGAAACCAGUUGGCACAGCUAAUAAUUUAUAACAUUUUUGGAGGACAUGUUUUCUUACCUUAAUUCUUCAUAGAGGUCAUAAGGUUCCAUUUUCUACAUCAACUUCCUAAUGAAAUGUUACAGCCUAGAAACUUCAAAUAGUGGAGUUGUUCAAUAAUUUUCUUGCUCAUAACCAAAUUACAUCUUACAAGAAAAUUUUUGAAAAUCCAUGGAUUUGGUUUGUAUCUACUGCAAUUGCAGUAGAUAUAUAGUUAUAAGGUUGCUGGUGAUGCUGAUUCUUGGUUAUAAAUUUAAAAUAUUCUUAAUUUCGGAUAUCCUUUGUAAUUCAAACGCCUAGGGAUGCGUAAGUUAUCUUUGUUAUUUACAAUUAGCACAUUAUCACCAGCAACUAUAAAGGUUUUGACAAAACUGUGUCAAAAAACAAAAAGUUGUCCAUAAUACCUAUCAAUUUAAUCUCCUCUUUCUAUUAUCUUACAGCAGCUAUAAAAUUUUCCAUUAUGCCCCUCCCCUUCCCCUAUUUUUCUUUGUUUCCACCCCUCUUGACAGGAUUGUAUUAUUAACCCUUUGCUCUUGUUAACCUUGCCUGAGAUGAUAACUUGAGUUGAUGAAUGUUGUCCUACAGGGCGGAGGGAUCUCAGUUUACACGAGAAAUAUUGGAGGAUUUGCAUGCUUCACCCUAUAGUCGGCCUGGCCAUUGUUUCAGUCUCAUGAGCAGACAAGUUACAUUUUAUUAAACUAGCAUUGAAUUUUAAUCAUAGACCAUUGUUAUUUUUCCUUUAACUUCACAAUUGACUAGAUAUUUGAAUAAUAAAUUCAAGAAAUUACAAUAUAUUUUCUUUAAUCAUGAAAUGCAUGUUCCAAUUAGAUGUACUUUAGCGGUGAAAUUUAUUGAUUCUAUAAUUUCAGAAAUAAAAAAGCCAAUACAACACAAGAAAAUUUUUGUUUUAUUUUUAAUUUGAAGAUUAAAUGUAUGCAGGAAUAAUUUUCCCUUUUUCUACAUAUCAGCAGCCUCUAAAUUGUCCAUUUUCAACUUAGUUACAGCUACAAAAUAGAGGUACCACCCUGUAGUGAGACAUAUGCAACACACACUAAGAGAAAGACACGAAUGAGUGUGGCAAAACAUUUGAUUAGAUUGUGUUUAUUUGUAUUUCAAUAGUCCAUUAUUUUCGAUUUGCAACACUAUCUUUCUUGGAUGGAAAUCAUAUCUAUAACUACAAAGAAAAGCAUCCGUCUACUCUUCGAUGCUCGACUGGAACGCGGAGUAAAUGCUGCCAUUUGAGAGAUGCCUUCCGACCUGUAGGGCGAGCCACUUUCUUGAAAGCUCCGAGCUAAGAGUAAUACACACCAUGUCAUUUCAUGGAUGCCCUUCGACAUGUAGGACAUUUACAUUAUAAAACUCAUCUGUCCGCAAAGGGUUACCAGCCAACCUUAAACAGUGAACCUGAUGGUAGGACUCCAGCAGGUCUAAAAGGGUGGAUUCAAAAGAUAAAAGCCAAACUUAAAUGCUCUAUAAAGUACUAUAUUUCUUACAAACGAAUAUCACUGUACAGACAACGUGUAGUAAAGUCUAACCUUGGGCAGCAUUUUCACGCAUGCCCGUACCAACUGGACCAUGUCUUCUCUCCCAAACCAUACGAUGUUUCUGCUUCAUAAACGCUGCUUUCACAUCUCCAUACGCUCCUAAAUCACCAUACUUGAUAAACCAAUUUUCAGACUCUUUCAAGUAUUGCUCGUGAAGAGGUCUACACUUCUCAAUAUUUGGUGAUUCAUAAAGAAUGCAAUCUUCAUAGCGUUGUCGCAGUAUAUUAACUAUUUCAGAUUCUACCAUCCUGUCUCUCUUGUACUGGAGAUUGGCUUCGGUGUAACAAACUAUAUCGUCAGUAUAACACUCGUCAAUUGUAGGCACACGACGGAAUUUCUGAUGGUACCAAUAGGUAGUCGGCCUAUUAGGUUCCACCACUUACCUCUGAACCAUAUUACAGGAGCUUCAAUGAAAGACACAAAUGCGUUCGUGAAACGAUCAAUCGGACUUCUCAACGGAUUAUCACCCAUUGUGGGCCACUUUUCAAUUUCACGAAAUAUGUACUGUUUGUGAGGCAGACCAAAUAUAUAAGUUUUUGCCUGGAAUAGAUCAGGCAAGAUGAUUAUUCUUUGGAUCAGAGAAUGUUAGUCUAUUGUUUUUGAUAGAAGGUUGC
Molecule: messenger RNA, 13699 nt
Organism: Gryllus bimaculatus (two-spotted cricket)
Lineage: Eukaryota; Metazoa; Arthropoda; Insecta; Orthoptera; Gryllidae
Source: the annotation of a GenBank genome assembly